CAGGUAAAUUGUUCGCCCCACCGGAUCUCAAAACCUGUUGAAGCAACGCCGACAUGAAAGAUGCUGUAUUUUGAAUCUCCCAGCCAGUUGAGAGUAAUCAGCCCGCGGAAGAACAGCUGGAAGUGUCUUAAAGUACCAAAAGUAUGGGGUCUUAUUUGAAGUGCAACGAGGGUGCUUAUCAGGCUGCAGAGCUCAAUGGCCGAAAACACGAUCGAGUAAAAUUUGUCUUGGAAGUGUCCCUGGAAAUAUUGAUGCUGAUACCGGCCCUAGUAGUGGACUUUUUCAAAGCUUAUGUUUGGCGCCGGAAAAAGUCGGUCUCAAAUCAGGUGGCGCUAGUGACCGGGGGAGGAAAUGGGCUGGGAAGGGCAAUCUGUUUCCGAUUGGCGCGGGAGGGCUGCCGACUGGCUGUGGUCGACAUUGACCUGGUAGCGGCAAAUCAAACCGUUCACCGGCUUCGAAGCAUGGGCGCUGAGGCCGAAGCUUUCAGAACCGAUGUAAGUGAUUUUAGAGCCGUUCGCGAGCUGCGAAAAGGUAUCGAGAAAAAGUUGGGCCCUGUGGAUAUUCUGAUCAAUAACGCUGCGCUGUUGGCGUUUGGAAAUAGCACCGAUGGGUCCGAGGAAGAUGCUCAAAGGGUGAUAGAUGUUAACCUGAUGGCGCAUUGCUGGACAAUCCGUGAAUUCAAACCUGGUAUGAUCGAGAGAAAAAGAGGACAUAUAGUGGGGAUUUCGUCAAUUUUGGGAUUUGCGGCAAUUUUCCGGGCCACCAUUUACGCCGCCAGCAAAUUCGGCGUUCGAGGAUUGAUGCUGAGUGUAGCCGAAGAGCUGGCAUUUCUUGGACUGGAUAAGCAAAUCAAUACAUCCUGUGUUUAUCCUUCGUUCAUGGCCACCCGGAAGGAGCUAGUCGAUAUAAUUUCCGGAUCCUACGGAGCAUGCAUCGAUCCUUUGGCACCUGAACAGGCCGCAAAUGAAAUCGUGGACGGAGUUCUAUUAAACAAAUCAGAAUUCAUAGUGGGGCACUUUUUGGAUAAACUUGCUUUCUCCGCCUCUGGAUUAUUGCCAAAAAGGAUAUAUCGAACUAUUUUGAGAAGCUCUUUGAAGGGUAAUGACGUUCAUUGAUGGUUUUGUUAUGGGGAACUCAUCAAUGUUCAAAAGUGUUCAUUUGUAAUGUGUAUAAAAUUUUAAUAAUAUCUAAAGGAAUAAAGCUUUAAAU
Molecule: messenger RNA, 1209 nt
Organism: Uranotaenia lowii
Lineage: Eukaryota; Metazoa; Arthropoda; Insecta; Diptera; Culicidae
Exons: 5
Coding region: 144-1115 (323 amino acids)
Cellular component (GO): lipid droplet
Molecular function (GO): oxidoreductase activity, acting on the CH-OH group of donors, NAD or NADP as acceptor
Source: RefSeq, a predicted model, not a curated record